UAACGACGACGUAAGUCAUUCAAAAAUUAUUCAGCGUCCGAGUAAAAUCGUGUGCAAGAGUUUUGUGUGAUUUUUAUUUUGUGAUUUUCAAUCGUGUGCUUUGUUUGUGUUGCGUUGGUGUGGGUGCUUUAAGGGGCAAUUUUGCUCGUAUCUACCAAACUCCCGGAUCCUGCGACCUCAGUUUCUGUCCGGAAUGCCCCUGAACGAUGUGGUUUCCUCCGGCGUUGGAGUUUAUCCGGAAAAUGGCACCAAGCACAAGCCGCAGGGCAUGGCGAAGCCACCGGACUCUUCAGCCGGCUCCAAUUCCAAUUCCGGUUCGGGAUCGGGAUCGGGACUCUCGCUAUACGCCUUGCAGAGCCAAAAGUGGCAGCAGGUCUUCGACUUGGACAAAGUCAUCAAGCAGCUGCGUACGGCUGAGAAAACCUACCUGCGUGGCGGUAAAAACUCCUCCUCGUCCGCCGCCGCCGCUGGAGGAGAUCAGCAGGCGAAGGUGCAGGUGCAGCGUCUCCAGUCGGCGGACAUGGCCUACUACGAUCUGGUGCCCAAGCUGGCCAGCCGGGACAUAGUACUCUGUAGUUCCUGCUCGGGAUGUUACACGAAGGCAGGCUUCCAGCAUCACAUUGCACUGCAGCAUCCGAGCGUUUGGGAGGCCACCUCCAGCAAGGUCAAUCUCAAUCCCAAUGGGACAGCAAACAGCGCCAGCGACUCGCGUCUCACUGCCACGGAAAACAGCCAGGAGGGCGGCGGCGGGGGUGGGGCCAUAGUGCCCAGUUCGCCCACGGACACACUCUCUGCUUCAACGCUCUCCAGCUGCUCGAACGGCUCCAGCAGCUCAGCCUCACUGCAGCAUCCGGCUGGGGCGGGAUCCUCCACGACCACCACGUCGUCCUCCUCAUCGUCAUCGCGUCACAAGAGCAGCAGCAGCAAGAGCAGCAGUUCCUCCUCAUCCAAGGGCAGCAGCAGCACUUCCGCCGGCAGUCGUUCGCGUUCCAAGUCGUCCAAGAACCGCCACCACUCCUCGCCAGCUCCGGCGCCAGCGUUGGACUCCAGUCACAAGGACUCCAAGGGAUCUAAAAAGAGCGGCGCGGCCAUAGCGGUUCCUCCCUUGGUUGCUCCACUUGUCAAAGAGGAGCCUCCAUCUGCGGUCGCUGCUGGCCCGGCUGCCAUCACCGUGUUCUCCUCCUCCAGCAACUCGUCCUGCAGCCUACCGCCCACUCCCACACUGGGUGCAGCCUCCAGCGAGGUGGUGGCGGCACUGGGGGUCAACUACUCACCUGCCCAGCUCCAAGCGGAGGCGGAUAAGCUGCCCGAGCUGCAGCCAAAGAAAAAGCUGAAGGGCACCAGCGAUCAUCGAACAAAAGCGGAAAAGGACAAGAACAAAGAGAAGGCCCUGGUGAAUCCCUACGAGCAGCAGCAGCAGCAAGUGCUCAGCGAGCUGGACCAGGCGGUGUCCUCCAUCACGGGAGCGGUUACCUCCGAACAGGUGGCCACCGAAGAGGAGGAACUGCCAAUGCCCAACACCUCCGAUGAGAACUCCAUCUCCCAGACACUUGACGAAAUGCUGGACAGCAAGCUGAUCAACGAGAUACUCAAUAACUUUGAUGAGAGCGUCUUGGACACAUCGCAACAGCAGCAGCAGCUCCAGCAGCAGCUACAGCAGCAGCAAUCGCAGAAUGGAGCAGCUCUUUCGCAUCCCGCACAGGCCUCAAAAAGACUGCGCUACGAGGACGGAACCGCCAUUGGCGAGGAUUACACCGUCUAUCAGCAGCAGUCGGCGGGUCAACAGGUCUACGGCGAGGUGGAGCAUCAGCAGGAGCUGACCACCAUCGAUGCCAUUCAGCUGCAGCAGCUCAUCUACCAGCAGCAGCAGAUGCUCGAUCAGCAGCAACAGCAGGAGCAGCAGGAGCAGCAGCAGCAGCAGGUGGAUCAGAAGCUGCAGCUCGAUCACGAUCAGCAGCGUCAGUUCAGCGUUUACAAUGUGCCAUCCCUGACGGACGAGGUGAUGGCCCAUCCGCAGCAGCAGCAACAGCAGCAACAGCAGCAGCUGGAGGAGCACAUGAUCCUGCCCAACAUCAUUUACGAGAUCACCGAAUCGAAUCCCGUUUCCAUGCUGGAGCAGCAGAAGGUAUUGGCCGAAUUCCUUACCCAGGCGGGCUACGAAAACGUGGACGUGAAUGUCGUGCAAUCGGGCAUGCAUUCCGGUUUGAGUUCUGCAAUGGUGGACCCUAUUACGACCACCACCAUUACUACCACCACCACCACCAACACCACCACCAACCACUUGGCGGAUGAGCUGGGCGACUUUGAGUUCAGUAAACUGGAGACUGUUAGCGACACCGUUAAGACUGUUAAGCUGGAGGCCGCCAAGGCCGCCAGCCAGCCACCCACAACAAAUCCUCCUCAAAUCAACCAUCAUCCAUCGCUGGCCAAUGCCAAAUACCACGAGGACAGCUUCUUCAAUGUGAUGCUGUACGCGGGGUCGCCCCGUCCACUGGCCAUGAACACAUUUGGCAUGGUCAAGAUGCCCCAUGGAUUGGGUGUGACCUUCCGCAAGGAUCUGCUGACCACGCGGAAGGCCAACAACAGCCUGUUGUCCCUCACCGGUGGCAGUCAUCAUCUGGGCGUGGUUGGACAGCUGGCCCGCCCACCGCCGCCGCCCUCGCCAGCGUUGAGUAACGGUCUGCCGGGCAAGAGUCCGGCCACGGGCAGAACCAUCUAUGCUCAGAGAUCGAAUGUCAUAGCACAGGAUCGCUUAAGGUGCAAUAAGAGGGCGCUGGUCAGUGGCAAAGUUGGAGGAGCAGGAGCAGCGGGAUCAUUUGGAGUAAUGACGGCCAAGCGGUUAAACGAACUGCUGAUGGGAAAGGUCAAAAAGGAGGAGAAGCCACCGCCAGCGGAGGGAGAAACCGAAUCCGAACAGCCGCUGAAGGAAAAGGAGCGCGAGAAGGAGGACAACAAGCUGACCUCCAGUUUCUACGAGAAACGGCGCCGUCUGCUGGCGGGCAAACAGCAGGAGCAGCUGCAGAAUGUCGGACGAGCCAGCUUCACCCUGCCGCUCCAGAGUAACCACAAUGCCAGCCAAAGUCAAACUCAGAGCCACUCGCCACAGCAGCUGCUCAAGAAGCAACUGCUGCUGCGCACUCUGUCCGACAGCAGCAGCAACCUCAACAUCAGCAACAUGAACAGCAUCAGCAACAUUAGCAACACUCCCAGCGCCAAUAGCAAUCCUCCCUGGAAGGGGAACAAUUCCAAUCCGGGAGGCAACUCCACUCCAACCAGCAGCGACUUGAUGCGCGUCUUUGUCUGAUCUGAUCUAAUCUGAUCCGAUUCCGAUUGCGAUUCCGAUCUGAUCUGAAAUACAGAUUGCGCAUACGACGCGUGUCCCUAGUUAUAUAUGUUUAUACAAUAUACGAUCGAUUAUGUGCAGCAGCCUCUUAAAAAUGCUAAAUUAAUUUUUUAAUAAUUUUUUUAAAUCAAUUCUUCAUUUUUUAAAAGUGAUAAUUAGUUAUCGAUUAGUUGAUUGUAUGUAGUUCUCUGUUUAGUCUAUGCCCUAAGUUAAUUUAAUAAAUAUACACAUAUAUUUUCUCGUGGCUAAGCAUAACGCUAAGUACUCGUAAAGCAUUAUUUAUAAACGCUGUAAACUUUUAAAAAAUACAAGAGCAUGCCUAAGUUCAAUUCAA
This is a messenger RNA of Drosophila gunungcola (fruit fly), 3677 nucleotides long. RefSeq names its product serine-rich adhesin for platelets. Bases 194 to 3304 code for a protein of 1036 amino acids. The record is from RefSeq and is a predicted model, not a curated record. NCBI's taxonomy places the organism in Eukaryota, Metazoa, Arthropoda, Insecta, Diptera, Drosophilidae. The transcript is spliced from 3 exons.